AUGAAUAGAAUCGAUAAGUCUCGUCACAAAAAGACGGAACAGUCUACCUCCCUCUGGCUCAUUGCCCUUUCUCGUUGCGUUGAGAUGCCAAUGUGUUCUUUCUGCAAGAGUUGCAAAGCUCGCUGCCUUGCUUCUGAGGAGGAUUCGUCACGCUGUACGGAGUGCAUCAAGCAUAAGCGUGGGAAUUGUAAUAUGCAUGGUUUGUCGCCGUUGCAAGUGGAAAAGAUCGUAGCUCAGCAUUCCGCUGCUGAGACUGCUCUUGAUGACGCGGAGGAGGAGCUGGAGCGUGCUACAGCCAAGGUGCGCUGGUUGCGGAAACAGCGCAAGCUGUGGGCCGAGAAAAUAGCGCGCGCGGUGCGCUGUGGUUUGGACACGAUUGAGAAGCUUGAUUGUGUGGAGGCGGAGGAGCUGGCGAAGGAGCAGCAAGCUCGUGUUCCUGCUGGUCCCCUUCCUGAGAGGUUUUCAGCUUUGGUCUCGGGAGAACUCUUCUGA
This is a messenger RNA of Cryphonectria parasitica EP155, 492 nucleotides long. RefSeq lists its product as uncharacterized. The coding region runs from base 1 to 492 and encodes 163 amino acids. Lineage: Eukaryota; Fungi; Ascomycota; Sordariomycetes; Diaporthales; Cryphonectriaceae. The transcript has a single exon. The record is from RefSeq and is a predicted model, not a curated record.